AGAUAGCAGACAAGAAAACAUCUUGGAAAAGAAGUCAUAGACGAUGUAGUCUCGUUCAGCAUAGCUUGCCAUCGUCACUAGUUUCAGAGUGGCAUGAUGGAAAGCACAGACGAUGAGGUCAGCAGACAGGUUCAUACUGCCAAACAUGUGUACCUGUUGAUGAAGCAGGAAUAUCGCAUCAGCAGAAACAUCCGUGCACUAUGGUUUCUGCAACAUUUGAACAGUGUCCUCAAAUACAGACCUCAGAAGGAAUUGAGUGAUGAGACAGAAGAAUUGAUGGUGCUAUCUGUGGUACCUUGUGAUGAAGCAUUACAAGUGGAGCUGGACAGAGAGUACCUGUUCAGGAUAACACCUGACACCAUCAUUACCUUUAUAUCACGCCGAUAUCGUUUAGUGUUUGCUUUGGACCUCAGCCCUUCAUCAGCAUCUGUGGAUAUGUGUUCUGGGGAGGUGUUGUAUGAUGAGGUGCUCACUACCCUUCACAACUGUCUCACUGGCCUUGUUCAACCAUUAACACUACCCAGCAGUUUUCUGGUGCUGUCCCCACAGAUUUAUGUCACUGUGAUUGCCUUGACACCAUUGUUAAACUGUUCCACAAACAGGGUGCUUGCCCAGGGAAUGCUUAUUACCAAAGAAAAUGUGGAGGAAUUUCUCAAAGAAGCCAGGCAGAAGUUGAUAAACUUUGAAACAAGCUUAGUUCAAAACUUUAGUAAAGUACUCCAGAGUGAUGAUUUCUUGGAUCAUGAUGGUGUCAGACUAACUGGGGGACUGUUUUCUGAUAUUGUGGAGCAGCCUAUCUGUCCUGUACCACCUGACAUAAUGACCAGCCCAGAACCUUACUUUGUCAACAUGCUGAGAUAUGGGAUCCUAGCUCUACAGCUCUUACCAGAGAACACAAGUGCUGGUGUAAUUGUGAUCACAGAUGGAAUGGUGGGUCUGCCUGAUGCAACAGUAUUUGAGUCUCUGAUGGUUCAGCUGAGAAAUGGGACGAUUGCUUGUUCCUUCCUGCGCUUGGGUAACAGUCGAAGUGACAGCUGUCAGCUUGGACACAUCCCACAUGUUGAGCUAUUACAGUUCAUAGCCACAGCCACGUUUGGAGCCUAUUUUUCUACCUGUCCUAAUGUGUCUGGAAGUGAGCCAUCUAUGAAUGUCUACCACCAAGCAUUUUUUUGCUGGAACUUCCAAAAAGGGUUGGAUGGUUUCAAGAUUGAAGACCUGUCCAAUAAAAACGUGGAUGAAUUAACAGAAGAUCUCGCUUGGAGCAAAAGACCGUGUGUGCCCAGUUUACAGGGCCCAAAGUGGCAGAACCUAUCCCCUGUGGUGAGGAAGAAGCAUGUGGAGACCCCGCUGCACACAUCCAUCUCGAGCGUCAUGUCUCUGAGGCUCCGCGAGGGAUACACUAUCAAGGAAAUCCUUGUCACUAAAGGUGGCACAGAGCUAGUGGUCACAUUGGUGCUGCCAUGGAGAGAUUUUGUCAGAAUAGAAUAUGUGGCCUCUUCCAGCUGGCCCUUAGAUAGUUCCAACCUGGUCACUCAUACAGAAAUCAUUUUAGAGGGUAGCUACGAGUUCCUACAUGAUGUCACAUGUCCAUUGAAGAAGCCAUUCAGAAGUUUGUACAGAACUGCUGUUGUCAAGAAGUUCUGGCAAACUCUACAAAGUAUAUCCCAGACUGACCAACUGUUGGUUCAUUUGCAAUCUUUUGCAUCUAACCCAGUGUACUACCACAUCCCAGACAGUAUCAAGAAUGGAGUGCCCUUGUUCUAUGUAAACCCCAGUUCUGUCACACCCUACCUCUCACUACAACAUAGCUCCAAAGACACUGCCUUAUCUCAGUUUGCGGCCUUCUGGAAGCCAGUCUUCAUGUUGGACACUAACAUCUGGCAGAAGUGGAUGCACACUCAUAGGAUAGGGAUCAUCCUGGAGCAUGACCGACCACUGCCUAAAUACCUGCACAUCCCCAACUCUAGUCGCCGCUUCAACUCCAUCCAGUGUCGCCAGGCUGUCAGCUCCCUCAACGUCAUGCUCAGGGAUUGGAGCAGCUUUGUACUGGUGGAAAACUACUCCUAUAUAAAACUGCUGCAGAGUGAUUGUGACAAGCCACCCACCUCUUUCUGUCUGCUUCGUGUCUCCUCCAAGCCACCCUGUAUGGUCCUAAGACUCGCCUUCAUUGGAGGGACACCAGGCAGUGAGAGGAACCAGUUCACCGAAGAACUGAGGGAGAAGGUGCUAUCGUUGAAGUUCCCACAGCGGGGCACGCAGAAGCUUGAGAAGUCGCAGCGCACAGAACAACCCCCUGAGGAACAAGACAAAGCUGAGGUGAAGGCCAGGAAACCCCCGCUAAUGAGGGAAUGGGCAGAGAUACAGUGCUGUGUGCUUGUUACCAAACCUGUGGAGAAAGUGCUCAUUCGAUAUGAGAGAAUUCCCAGAGACAUGAUGAGUUUAGAGGACCCCAGGCAGGAGAUAAAUGCUGCUGGUUCACAGAUAGCCAGUCCUAACAAGACAGUGGCCAACAUGUUCAUGAUGCUGGCCAGGUACCUUCAUCACCAGAGAUGGGUGUGGUCAGUCCAGCAGAGCAGCUCCACCUCGGUCAGCAUGCAGGCCAUCAGCAAGAUCCUCUCUACACUUGCCAAAAUUCGCCUUCAGGAGGGCUUCCACUUUGCCAUGUCAAACAUGGGUAUCGUCACGAUGGUGCUGGAGGUGGAUAUGAAGAGGGGUGGUGAGGUGACAGACUCUACUGAACUGGGCUCAUGUAUAAUACAGUAUGUGAUAUUUCCACCAUAUACAAAGACAAGCAGAGGAAGUGUGUCAGAAGAUGAUCUUGAGGAGAUGGAGACCACAGAGGCUGACGGAGAACUUCAGAUUGUCACAGAGUGCUGGGUGGAGCCGCAAAGUGGCACAGUUGUCAACAGCACGCCCGAAAGGCUCUACAUGGACGGGUUGCACUUCCAGGACAUCUCCAGUCAGUUUUAUCCCAUUGACCUUGAGUGUAUUGCUUGUUUGAUAACAUUCCAACACUUGGUCACCGUCUGUCAGUGUUUUAACCUGACAUCUCCUGAUGCUCAGCUCCCUAUCUAUGCCAGCACACUACCCAGUGACUUGCCCAAUGCACACCCCAGGAGAGCCUCAGAGACCCGAGAGACGGACGGGUCAGAACCCUCCAUUUACCACACACCCUUUCCAUUUGACCUGCUCUCCUUACUUCCGCGAUGUCAGCAGGCUGAACUUUUGUUUUCCACCUACUGGUGUGCUGACAGCUCUGAUACCUUUCUAAACCGAAGGACUGUAAAUAACCUUCUCUUCAACUUGCUUUUCGAAAAGUUCAAACUUCACCAUGACAAGGAAGUCAUUCUUUCCAACAAUGAUCGCUUCAACUUUAUUAAGCUGAUCACAGAUCGAAAGCGAGACCCAAUUGCUCAGCCUUAUCCGUUCAAGUUCGCUGAAGUGUUUGCUGUUGUUCCCAGUGAAGUUGUCAUUGUUGAAUCAGCUGAGGUACAAGAACAAGAUCUACUGGGAACGGGCGCAGAAGGUAUCCAGUCAGAGGUGUCAUCCACAUCAGAGACUGUGAAGGAUGGAGAGAAGGAGUCUCUGCGUGGAGAGUCUGACAACUCCAGUAAGGACACAGGCACCCCUGGACUUGACAAAUCUGAUCCCGACAGUGAUGUAAGAAAGCUUGAUGCUCCCAACUGGAAGUGCCUUGUUAAAGUGGACUCCACGAAUCACCUUAUUCUUACGUUUGUCCCUGCUAGCUAUGACGACCUGGCCCUGUUGAACCUGCUUCAGGUGGAACCUGAGGUAGAGGGGGCUGGGGAUGAAGGUGAUGUGGAGCCUGGGGGUCAGAGUGGGCUUCCUGGGGCCCAGGACCAUGAUGAAAGACACCCAGGCAAUGACCCAAUCUCUGACGAACACCCAGAGGGGUCCACUGGUGAUGACCUUCACUCAGACUACUCCCUGUCUUCUCGUAAGCAGAAGAAUAGUUCAUCUGUGGAGGGGGACUUCAAAGCUGCCAGUAGCACACGGAUCCACCUGGAGGGCUCCCCAGGUCCCUGUGUACAGUUCCCCAAAUUCUCCAUCCCUGUUUAUGUCUACGAUUGCUACCUCAGCAAUCUCACCAACUCGCUGGUCAACCGCUGGAGCUUCGAGACCUCCGAGGACAUUUUUGAAGACCUGACGUUUCCGUCGGAUCUGGAUGUGAGUGGAGCAGUGCCGUUGAGCCCGCGUGUGAGAAUGGCCUCUCAUGAAAUGGAGGCAAUGCCGGACUUUGACCGGGAGGAGUUGCAGGACACCGUCAAGGAGCGCUGGGCAAUGUCCUUGGACAGGAGGUCUACUGACAGUGCCUCGGACUUCCACGGCGCCCUCUGGCAGCACUGCACAGUGCUAGGAGAAGACUACUUCACCAGCUAUGUCACAGUAUUCCUGUACACAAGGUAUUCUUUGGUUGCAGGUAUCUUUAAAAACCUUCAACUGGGUCAUUAUGUGAGCCAUGAAGAUGUAGAAUCUGCCAUCAGUAACAUCUGUGAGGAAGCCCUGCCCCUGGAGGCUGACAUGACCUGCUUCCUAGAGACCUGCUGUGGUCACCUUCUGAAGCAGAUUGAGGUCUGUAAGCUAGAGGGGAUUCCUCCUGCUGACACCCUGGAUGGACAUCAUGGCAAAGCCAGUGUGCGCUUCGCGGACAUCCCUGGUGACACAGACAGUGCAAGCAUCAUGGUGGAGAGUGGGGACACAUUUAAAGGCGCAGCGCCUGAAGUACUACUUUUCCCCUCUGGUGCUUCUAUCAAGGUGACCCUGCCUGACCCACAGCACAACAGCCCAUGUGAGAUGACAAAGGGCCUUCAUCAGUACAUCAAGCAUAAGUUCUUAGACAUCAUUAAGCUCUGGUUCAAGCCGAUCCCAGCUUACCCAGAUUAUUAUUACUAUAGUCCAGAACAAGAUAUGGAUGUGAGCUUCCACGUUGAUGUGGCAGAAGCUCCAGAAGUGGAGUCUGAUUUUGGAGCAGAGGUGAAUGUAGCCGACAUCCCAGAAGAGUACAGUGACUUUUUCCAGUCUGACUAUGAGGAAGCGGCGGCAGCCAUGGACAAGCCGAGUCCAGUUCACUCAGACGGGGAGUUCUCCACAAUGUCAAAUAAGGGCUCGCUGUCCACUGGUUCGGUACCGUCAGACGAUGACCUUGACAGCAUGAACGAGGUGGAGAACGCUCGGAACAUGCCUCUCUUCCUUCACUUCACCUGUACUGUGAAGAGCAAGCGCACUCAUCACCAUGUAUCCCUGCAACUGCUACCAACAUGUAUAGCCGAUCUUUCAAAGGGCUUGGAAGAGUUGAAGGAAGUCGACCUUGGGGAUAUGAAGAUAACCUUUGACUUGAACUGUUUGACCUUGCCCACUGAUGCUGAUUUCUCUUCCCUGCCCCGCCGGCCCAAGUAUGUGAGGAUGUCUUCACAUACCAGUGCCUCACCCCCCCAGUCUGAUGUAGAGGGGGAGGAUGCUGUCAGUACAACAACAUCACAUGAUGCGUUUCAAUUUCGAGGAAUUGAUCCCAUCAGCCAUUUACCAAAGUUUCAGAAAAAAGCUGUGGAAAACUGUAAGAAAGAGAUUGAAUGGUUGCUGAGAGAUGAGGUGACGUCUUCAUUACGUCAUAUCUACCCUGUGACGGCUGCCAACCUUCAGCUGGUCGCAGAUCAUGUGAAGGAGUCUAAGGGCAAAGUAGCCUGUGUCACAGAAACUAUACCACUCAAGUUUGUCUUUGGACAGGAACAGAGUCUGCCACGAUUUGUUCAGGAACUAGAGAAGAUGAACAUUGAGGGAUAUCGUGUCAUGAAAGAAGAGCAGUUCUAUUUUAUUGUUGUGGACAGGGCUAGACCCCGUAACUGGGGGCACACCCUCAAUUCUAAUGAACUCAACUCCAAACUGGAAGAGCUGAGCAGAGAGUGUUCUCCUGCCAAGGAGGUACAUAGAUUCAGCACUGAGUCAGACACUGCUACCCCCUAUAAACCCACAGACAAAGAAAGGGAGGUAAGUCAGAUUGUUUCUAGUCCUGAUGCUGUGUUCCUGGCAGAUGAUGUAAGCAUAGGUAAGGGAGACCAGGGGCUGGACAAACUGUCACGAUCUCUUGGAUUCAAACCCGUGGAGUGCACAUCCAAGCAGUCCAGCGAGAGCCCUGAGACAAAACAGGGCCCUCCACAGGGCAGAAAGUCUGCUGUUAACCUUCUGGAAUCUGUGGAGGCCAUUGAGAGGGAUUCACUGCGAGACUGUGGCCCAGGGAGCCAGGCCACUAUCAAGUCCUGCUCCAGCAUGGUGAAUGUACAGCCAACAACGUCCUAUCCAAUUACAACAGCCGUGUCAUCGGAGCAAUCAGGUGUUCUCAAGCGAUCCUCCAGUUUCUCAGGGUUCACCAUGGAGGGUCAGGCUGUCCCUCUGGAUACCACGCCGGAAAGAGUGACCAAGGAAGGUGACUCCCCUAACACCAUGUUGAAGAGUGUGGCUAGUGCACCCCAGAUGGCUCUCCACUCACGGGUACGGCAUUUCUCAGGGCCUUCAGGACCAGGCACACCCCUCAGUCGCACCUCCACCCGACCCCAAACACCCUCGUGGGUGUCCUCAACUGGCAGCUACACAGAAGGAGGAUAUGAGGGUGGGGCCAGUGAUUCAGGUAGUGAUGAUGAUGAAGUGAUAUCUGCCAGUGGAGUCACCGUCCAGUCUCCUCUCGUCAUCAACUUCUGGCUUCUCAUACAAGUACACUCUGACAAAGUGGAAGUAUUUUACCAUGCCAGGGACUCUAAAACACCUGAGGAUGAUGAAACUGUUCAUCAAAAAGAGGUUCUGUCAUGUGUCAUUGACAAACUAAAGGAGUUCUGCAGAGUUGUUAACCAGCACAUGCUACUGCUGAACUUGUAUGAGACCCGGAUGUGUAACCUGCUACUGGUGCCAGAGGCUGAUGAGGAUGUCACAUGGAAACGAGACUCCAUCACUAAGCUCAAGCAACAGCCCUCAGCUCAUGACCUGGAAGAGGAGGAAGAAGACACAUCGAGGAACCAGGCUUGCCUCAUGGACACCCUUAAGCUAAAGCCAGGCUUUUUUGCCUGUGACCCUGUUCUGAAGCAUCACUUUCUCCUGCACCCUCGCAUCAAGACCGGGCCCACAAGAGGCUCGGGCACCUCCAGAGGUGUUCAAGUGUUACGGGCCAGACUCAAUACUUUCUCUGUCAACAACCGGAAGAACAUGUUUGUGAUUCGGGAAUCAGUAACAGAAAAUGUCUUCUAUCUCAGGAUAGAAGACUGUGUGUUAGGGGUGGCUGAUGGUUUACUCAGCGAGGCCAGUGGGACGACCAGGGAGAAUGAGGAUGCUGUGUCGGGGAGUUCUUCAUUGAGGUCCCUGGUCAUCUCUGGGAGUACCGUGCGAGCCAGCUCCAGCAGGCUUACUCAGGAUGGAGAGGAUAGUGAGACAACCUCAGGGGAGAAGGAGGCUGACAGCAUCUCUGUGGGGUCGUUUGGAAUCAUGAGGCUAGAUUCCAGGCAUGAGGAGUGUAUAGAGUUGUCUGUCCAUGGCAUAGCACAACCAGGUGCUGAAAUCCGUGAGUUGAUACAGAUUUUACAGAGAAGACUGGACGAUGCUGUGUUAGAUAUGAUCUCACUUAUGCUCUUUAGAAAUCCCAUGUGUAAACUGACCCCAGAAGAUGUUCAUUUUAUCCAGCAGAUUGGCCAGGAACCUAAUACAGAGCUGUUAUUGACAGUUCCCAGCUCCGCCUCCAUGGAACUCUUCGCUCUUAUGUACUAUCUCAGACAGAAUCUACAGCAGUUCCUGCACGUUCCCAACUACACGGACAACAAGGGAGACAACCAUUUCCAGGACACUGUGGAGGGUCACUCAGUGGCUAUCCCAGAAAGUAGUGUGUUUUUGUACAACACACCUCAAGGUGCUGGAGGCAAAGGAAUUGCCUGUAUAAGCCUGGCGUUAGUGGAUGGGCAGCAGAAGCUGAAGCACCUGGUUGGUUGUAGCAAGCCCUCGCCCACAGCUUACAUGGAGUGGCUCGAUAAGGGCACACUGGACCAGCUUGUGGAGACCUGUGUUUAUCACCCAGAAGAAAAUGGCUCAAAACCAGGCCCCACAGCACUGAUUCGAUUCCGUAUUUGGGCCCGGGGUCAGGUUGACGUCAAGGGCCUAGUAAAGCGUCUGACGGAGGCUGUGUGCCACGCCCUGUGUGACAUUGUCAUGGAGUACCGUCUGCUGACUACACCUAUCUGUGAGGCUCCAAUGGGAGUAGAACUGGAGGAAGAACUCAAAGCUUGUCAUCAGUCUGACACUGUCUCCCCUCCCAGACCUGUCACUGAAGGGCGGGAUCGUGAAAGACGCAUGUCAGGUGUGAGGACAGUUGAUCAGGGGAGAUCACCCAACAAACAGUGGGCACCACCUCCAUCCCCAUUCCAAUCGUUGUUUUCAGAGUUCAAGAAGAAGACGCGUUCUCCCUCAGCUAAAGAAAGCCCUAGGACGUUUGAGUUCCCGUCUACCUUCAGUGGUGGGGCGUCUGUGGGAAUGGGUGGGGUGUCAUGGCAGGAGGUGGACACCACCCACCAGCAGGACUGGGACCUAAGGACACUGGUACAGAAGUAUGAGUCAGGGGAGAGGGGCAGUCUGAGCGUCAAACACUGGACAAAUUUGGUGGACUGGAUGGAGUUGUGUGCUCAGAAAGGUUGUCCCUCUGUACAGAAAACUCAGGCUGCUGUCUUAUCUAGGUUUUCUGUAGACACUGUCUUACGAGAGAUCCAGAACUCGGUGACCCAGGUCUCCUCAGAUGUAAAGCCUGUGCUGUAUAAGCUGUCCCGCUGUGAGAGAGAUGGCCAGUACUCUCGUGGUGUGCCUUAUAGUGUUAGCAGACAGCCAGUUGUGGCGUCUGACCCAACACAUGAGUCUUCCACCGACCUGUCUGGCGGACUGAUAACUAGUCCAGGACAAGAAAACAGCUAUCUGAUGAUUGGCCGAAAUCACAACCAGUGGAAAUCCUGCUUAGAUCUGUCUUUGGGAUUUGAGGCCCCAAGUGAGCUUUGCUCCAACAUGUCGUCCAGUGCAGCUCACAAGAAAUAUUUGAAGUUUCCACCAUACGAAUUGGUUGAGAAUCCCGAUCGUCUUCCUGCAGAGGUUGAGAGCUGUGCAGAUUUGUCAGAGCCAGUCUGUGUCCCCAGACAGCGUCUACUGGUCAUUACUGUGAAGCAGAAAGAGUUCUGUCUGUACACAUACAACUGGGCAGGAGACCUGACGUCCAUGCUGAGUCGGCUGUUCAGUCGGCUGGUACAGUGGCACAGUGCCCGCUCUCAUCUCCUCCACAACCUCAUUCACCAGAAGAUGGGCCUAUUCCACCACCAUAGUCUUACAGAGCCUCCUCCAGCACAGAGCCAGAAUUGUUUCAUACAGCAGAAUAUGGAGAUUGAACUGUUGAUCCGGUCAUCAACACCGCCGUCUCGUGAACCUCAGAGACGACAGACAAACUCCAUGCAGGCCUCAGGGGGAGCAAGUCAUGCCCACCUGCGCAUCUACCGUCCGUUUGAUGAGAGCUACAAUGGCUUGAAGCCUCCUAAGCCACUUCAUCGCUCAUCGUAUGGGACAACUCGAGAUCCUGUUACUAGACACGGGUUACAGGCGCAGGACAUUCGCAACCAUGAGCGCAGAGAUACUGAGCGAGCCAUCAGACUUCAGAAGCUGUACCAUGAGUGGCAUCAGAGACCUGGAUCAAAUUUGCCAAUAGCUGAAGAUUACCUCAGUGUGUUGAAACAUGCCUCACGCCUCGUCCACUACUGUGCCACCCCACUCCUCUUGAGCCCCAUCUCUAGACGAAAAGCCAUGGGUAGACGUGAAGUAGAGAGGCCUCAGAGUGUGCCUGUUACCUCAGCUAGCCUGGAGAAAACAGAUACCAAAUCGAGAUCUCGUCAUAGCUCUGGGGCCUCAGUAUCCAGCAUGAAGGGCAAACGGUUUGAAGGUCAGGAUGACAAGCGACGGUCUGCCCCCACCCCUACCACAGAUGCUCCCAACGCCCAUCAUGAAGAGCAGAGUGAGGAGCCGUGGCAUGUGGAGCUACGCUCCAGCUUCAUCACCCAGUACAUUCAGUACCUACAGUCCAUGGGCUUCAUGCAGGUGCAGACCCGACCUGCCUCACCCAGGCGCGGGUCAAGGUCAUCCACAAAGAGGUCAGAGGACAUAUCUGAGGAGGAGGAAAAGCAGAAGAAGAGAAGCAUGUUGACGUGUUUACAGAAGACGUUGCCAGGAGGUAUCAUGCUCAUGGAACUCAACUACAGAGAUGUCUACUUCUGCGUCAAACUCUUCGCCUAUGACUGUAUCCAGCUGCCCCUGGGCAUCAGUAUUAACCCCCAGCAUCAUCUAUGCUUUGUGGAUGAGUGUGACAAGUACAGAGACCUGAUCCAUGUCCAUUCCUUCGCCCAUGACUUCCACCUGCGCUGUAUCCAGUCUUAUAUCCAAGGCAGACAGUAUGAGUUUAAGACAGGCUACAAUCUGGCUGGCUUCUUGGCUGAUUUCUAUCACAUCCAUCCCAACCCACCUAGCUUCUCCAGAAACUACCUGAGGGAGAGUACAUUGAUGUUCACCAAUAUGAAUACUUCUGGAGAUCAGCUGUACAGUUACAUGGUGGAACAUGCCAAACUCUAUGACAUGAAAGCUGUCAAAAUGAUCAUCUCCCCUUCGGACAUGGAGCCAGACUAUGAGGUGGUGAAGGAGACACAGCAAGCUCUGGUUUGUCAGAACUUCCACAAGAUCAGCUGUGACCAGAGUGACGAUUUGAGACACAAAAUAGAAGAGUUUGAUGUGGGCUUGGUGAUUGUGGCUGAGGGUCACACCAUGUUACAGGAGUUAGAGCAGCAGUUUGACACAAACGCUCUGCGACUGCGCUUCUACGUGAUCAUGACCAGCCGGCGAGACCUCUUCCCACGAUCCCAUCUGGACAGGAGACUGGGCAUUUUCAAGUCGUCAGGAAAUAAAGCUCAGUCAACAGAAAAAAACUUUGUAGUUGUGGGUGGUAGCCCCUUACCCUAUAGCGAAAGUUUGACAGAUUUGAGUGGAUUGACAUCAGAGGUGGCCUCCACCCACCCCAUGAGGCAUCAUAUCGGCAUACGGCAAGAGUCACUCAAUUACCUGGGAGUCUCAAAUGUUGAAACGCCUCCAGUGAUGCCCCUGCUGAAGGAGGAAUUAUUGGCAGCAGAAGUGAAGAUAAAGAAUAUGGUAGACAGCUCCAUGACCCUGUGUCGGCGUGACCUUCUGUGGGACAGGUUAUUCUGGGGCGGAGACAGUGGUGAGGAGGAUAGCAAGAGGAAGAAACGCAGCGACACAGACGACAGCAAAUCUUUUAGCAAGCUAUCCUUCCUUGAAUUCUCUGAACUGUUGUCAAUGGUAACCAAGUGGCCAUUACGUAACCUUGACGAGCGCCUAGUUGCCAUGGAGACUAUGAGUUUGCCUUGGUACCACAGUCUUGCUCAACUUUUGGUCACCAAAAACCCUCAGAACCAUCGUCAGUUUUACAGCCAGGACGGGACGGUACAGUUUGUGGCUUUGAUCAACCCAUGGGCUAAUGUGCGUAGGCUGGAGAACUUCAUGCUGCUACAUGUAGAUAAUCAGAACCACAGAGCCGAGCUGUGUGUGGUGUUCAGAGAGGUGGGUAUCAAUGAAGACCUUUCCUCACAGAUUCUCAGCCUAUCAAAUGUCCAGAGCUACAUAGAGGGCUUCAUCAGUACCUGUUGCUUUCACCUCUGGUCCAGCUUGCUAGCAUCAAACUGAGUUUAGUACUGUGUGAGACUGUGCAAGGACUGGUUACAUGCCUUCAUGUAAGAUGACAUUAAAUUUUGCAAUGUAUAGUCUGAUGUUAAUAUACAUUACUUGUAUCCUGUACAGGUUUAUGUAUAGUCAGCACUAUAUACAUGUACAGCUCAGUCAGUUUUGUUCAAUCCUCUUAAAUCCUGUGCCCAUCGCUGCCUGUGAAUACACGGAUGAUGGUGAUAAGCCCAUGUUUGAAAUUGAAAGUCUUAGUUUCAAGGAAUACUAUAUUCAAGACAUGGAGCUGUGUGGUGAGAAUACUAUAAAUAAGACCUCCCAGAUAAAAUAGAAGGCCAUGGCAUUGGGAUAGAUUUAUACAAGUUCAUCAUGAUUAUUGCCUGCAGAAGACAUAGAGACUAGUGUCAUUUCAUUAGUUGUGAAAGGGCCACAUAAUCAUCACAGUUUUACAGGAAAGUAGAAAUAUUUGACUCUAAACUGACACUUGAAUUUCAUGCCAGCUGUAUAAUGUCGUAAAAUGAUAUGCUGAUCGUAGUUUCAUUGGCCGAACAUCAUCUGCAUGUAUGGUGGCUGGAUGAUGCACUGAUAUUGACAGGAAAUU
This is a messenger RNA of Liolophura sinensis, 12361 nucleotides long. RefSeq names its product KICSTOR complex protein SZT2-like. Bases 97 to 11766 code for a protein of 3889 amino acids. The record is from RefSeq and is a predicted model, not a curated record. Gene Ontology annotation, cellular component: peroxisome. NCBI's taxonomy places the organism in Eukaryota, Metazoa, Mollusca, Polyplacophora, Chitonida, Chitonidae. The transcript has 63 exons.